This is a messenger RNA of Dovyalis caffra, 1200 nucleotides long. NCBI's taxonomy places the organism in Eukaryota, Viridiplantae, Streptophyta, Magnoliopsida, Malpighiales, Salicaceae. The record is from the annotation of a GenBank genome assembly.
AUGGGGAAGAAAGAAAAGAAACAAAGACAGCAACAGAGAACUUCUCGAAGAGGAGCUUCUUACUAUAGAAACGAAGAAGAAGACGACGACUUCAAUAACAACUACUCUCAGAUCUUAGCCUCUUCUUCUCUUUCUGAUCAAGACCCAGAAGCAGAACAUGAUGACUCCAAUGCAGAAGAAGAGAAGGAGGAGAAUGUCGAUGAUACAACAACAUCAAUGAAAGACAUGCCUUCAAAGUUUCUUCUUUACCAGCAAUCAGUACAGUCACCCAAAGGAGACAUAAGCUACUUGCAGAAGUUCUUUUUAUUGUACGUGGGUGGGAGGUUGCCCCUUCAUCUCCAGGAAGAUUUUUGUGGCACUGCUCUUCUUAGUACAGAAUGGCUUCGCAAUGACUCGAGGCGGACUGCUGUAGGAGUGGAUUUGGAUCUGGAGGCACUAAAUUGGUGCAUAGAAAAUAACAUGAAUAAAGUUGGAGCUAAUGGAUAUUCUAGAAUAUCCCUCUUCCAUGGAAAUGUCUUGCAGCCUCUUGAGGCAAAAUUAGUCAAUUUUGAGUCUCAAGAAAUAGUCAGUAACAUUAAAUCAAAGGAUUGCAAAGACGACAAGGAAAGUAAUGAACUAGAAUCUGUUGUCCAGGUGUGCUCAUUUACUUCUAUGGAUGAUAAGUACAUUAAGAGAAAUGUUCAGCUAGUUCCACGAGAUAUCGUGUGUGCUUUUAACUACAGUUGCUGUUGUCUUCAUAAACGAGCAGAUCUGGUUUUGUAUUUUAAGCACGUUCUCGAUGUCUUGUCCAAAAAGGGUGGUAUAUUUGUGAUGGAUUUAUAUGGUGGUACAUCAUCAGAGAGCAAGCUAAGGCUUCAGAGAAGAUUUCCAAAUUUUACGUAUAUUUGGGAGCAAGCUGAAUUUGACAUCAUUGGGCGCAAAACAAGGAUUAGCCUCCACUUUCAUCUCCAGAAGCAGCAGAGAAAGCUUCGCCAUGCAUUUUCAUACAGUUGGAGACUGUGGUCAUUGCCAGAGAUCAAGGAUUGCUUGGAAGAGGCUGGAUUUCGAUCUGUCCAUUUUUGGCUUCGGCAGAUGCCAGACACUGAAGCGAACAGGAGUACAGAAGGAUUUGGUGUUGGACGAGACAUGAAGUAUGAGGAGGUCAAGACUUUUGAACAAGAAGAUGCUUGGAAUGCUUAUAUAGUAGCUGUUGCAAACUAA